AUAAUCGAAAAUUUCCUCCGAAUUCUAGAAAAAAUUCGUUUUCUCCAGGUAUUGUUUCAUCACGGAGGCACUCAAAACCAAAAAGUUCGCUUUUUUCCCUCAAUAGCAGGUACUGAUAAACUACGAAGGCACAAAUUUCAAAAACUACAGGGUGUUCCAAAAUUUUUGACGAUUUUUACUGGAAAACUGGAAAUUUGGAAAAAGGAAAAUUUCCCACGUGUUGUUCCGUCAUUAAAACAACGAUUAAUUAGUAUAUUUUAAUUAAUUAUCGUGAAAUCAUGAAACUAGUUACGAUUCCGAAGUAUUAUUGUUCGUUUUAAAUUACAUUUUAUUUCUUCGCGGUGUGAAGUAUCAUAGAAUCAACGUUGUGUUUCAACAAGUCGUAAACACGUUCGUAGAAUUCGAAUUUGAAUUUUUUCCAGACGUUUUUAGUAAUUAAAACCUCGACUGGAGACUUUCAGACGCUUAUUAUUGUUAUUAUAGUUCUCGAAUAUCUUAAGAAAAUCAUCAUGGCGAAUUCUAACGAUCAAAAGAGUGUCCCAGACUAUCUUGUACAAACAGUGGAAUCAUUGCUGAAUUGCCUAAAGUUGUCUCAUCAAAACGAAAUGAGUUUUCCUCCGUCCUUAUACGCCCACGAACGAUCGUUCAUUCAUAAACGAGCUAAGGAAUUCGGAUACCAUGCAGUCACCAAGAGAGGUCACGGAUUAUGCAAUCGAUUCGUCUGCAUUUAUAAGUCAGUGCCUGAAGAAACUCUCACUCUGAAGUAUCCGAUCGUCUUGUUGCACGAUACAUUGAAUAGAAUUUUCUCAGCUAUGGAAAAAAAUCCAAUGACAUCGAUGGAGUUACGUAAUUUUGUAUCGAUCAAGGAUCACGACGAUAUGAAUAAUCAAGAUAAUGAUUUAUCAUUGAGAACCAGUCGAGAUUAUUCGGAUUCAGAGUAUAAUUUUCCUUUACCCGGACAAGCUUUCAAAGCAGCUAAAUUCAACUCGUCGGUGAUGGAUUAUCGCAAAUCUCUUCCGAUUUUCAAUUACAAACAAAUCAUUUUGAGUUACGUAACGGAAAAUCGAAUUGUUCUAAUUCACGGUGGCGUUGCUUCGGGAAAAUCUACUCAAGUACCGCAGUAUUUGAUGGAGAAAUGCAUCGAGUCCAAAGUGGGCUAUAAAAUUAUACUCUGCGAGCCUCAUCGAAUCACUGCCGUAGCUGUAGCUGAACGUAUAGCUUUCGAGCGACGUGAAGAAAUAGGACAAUCUGUCGGGUAUCAGAUACCAUUAGAGACGAAGAAAUCUGCUACUUCGAUUGUUAUUUGCGUAACGCCGGAUGUUUUAUUGAAAAUGCUGAUAUCGAAGGAACAGGUGUUUCAAGGCAGAGUGAUCGUAAUCAUGGAUGAGUUCGAAGAAAGCGACUAUAUCACCGAGUUCGUGCUGAUCGCGUUGAGAGAUUUGUUCAAAGUUAAUCCGUAUCUAAGGUUGAUUAUUAUGACGAAUGCGACAGAUGUUUCGGCCCUUUUUACUUAUUUCCAGUGUCCUAAAGUCAAGUACGAUAUAAGUAUCAAGACUGCGUGUAUUAGUGUUACGUCGAACGUGAUUCCUAUUCAAGAGUUUUUUUUGGAGGAUAUUUUAUUGAGGACCGAUUAUUUAACCAGACCAAGAGUCACUAAUACGGAAACUAAUCCAAAAUGUCAAAUUUAUACAGAAAGCUUGAGUCCUAAUAGCAUCGAAAUGAGUGCUACUGAAGUUAUAAAUGCAACCAUGGAGAAGGUUUGGAGCUUGGGAGAAGACGACGGAUUUAUAUUUUCAAUCAAUAUGAUGAAAAAAAGCGUCAUAUCAGUGAAUUAUAAACUCGCGUCAAACGGUGUGACCCUGCUUAUGUCAGCUAGCAACUGGGGCAAAAUCAAUUACGUGUCUGAAUUGCUGAAAUUGGGAGCUGAUGCCACAAUACGAUGUCAUUCGGGGCUCACAGCUGGAGAUUUGGCCAUGACCAAGAACCAUCACGAGAUUAUGCAAAUCAUACACUAUUAUUUAGUUUGCAACAAUGAAAAAGUGUUCCUCGAUCGAGAAUUCAUCAAAUUGACCGCAUGUACACGUUCGAGCGAUCAUACCGACAGAUUGAUCCGAUAUUACGAUUAUUUUUACCCCGAAAAUGGAAUCGAUCUCGAGCUUCUUUUCACCGUUUUAUUACACGUGCACGCUUUUAGCAAACCUGGAGCUGUGAUGAUAUUCUUGCCUAGUUUCUCGGAUAUACUCGCUUUUCGCGAAUUACUCUUCGAAAGAGAAUCGCAGCUUGUUUGUAAAGGAGGCAGUUUCAUAUUACGAUAUUUAUACACGAAUAUGCAGACCUGCGAACAAAAGUUAAUAUUCCAAAUACCACCUCACGAUUGUCGUAAAAUUAUCCUAUCCACCGAUGUCGGAGCAGUAGGCAUUACGAUCAGCGAUUUAGUCUACGUUAUCGAUAGUGGAAAAAUUGAACAAAAAAUGUACGCCGAUCAUACCGGAAGACUUAGUUUUGUAACUGGUUGGAUAUCUAGCUCGCAUGCUCUGCAAAGAUCCACGAAAAUAGGACGUCUGCAGCCGGGAUGCUGUUAUAGAUUAUACCCUCAGCUAAUGAUGUUGCCGGAAAAAACACCUUGCGCUAAUUUAUUCACUUGUUCGCCUCAAAUGUUGUGUUUAUACACGAAACAAAUCAUACCAUACGCAGAUCCAGUCAUGUCCUACUUACAGAGAGCGUUUACGGUGCCUGAAUUUAUAUCUAUGAAGCAUUCUGUCGAUUUUUUAAAGAGUAUCGACGCGUUUGAUAUCUGUAAAAGCUACGAAUACUUGACUGAAUUGGGCAAGAUCAUGUUACAAUUGCCUUUAGAGCCUCAAUAUGCCAAAAUGGUGUUAUAUGCGGUCGCUCUCAAAUGCCUGGAUCCUAUUUUAACCAUAGCUGCGUUUUCUAAGCAUAAAUCUAUUUUUACUUUGGAACAAAAUUACAAAACGAAAUCCCAAGUGGCCAGCAAAGAAUGGAAGAAAAUCGCCUCGAAAUUCUACAGCGAUCAUUUAAUUUUAAUUAAAAUGUUCUUGGGUCGUCAAGACGCCGGUGUUGAUAAACGCGAGAAGAAAUUCUGCGAAGAGUAUUGCAUUUCGCAGGCUACAAUGGAGUUGGUGAAUACGACUAGAUCGAAUAUCGUGGGCCAUUUAAGAGCUAUGGGUAUCGUAAAGACUCGAGGAGUUAACGAUAUGAGAGAUUUGAAUUCCAAUUCCAAGGAAUGGGUUUUCGUGAAGGCGGCUCUAGUCGGAGGAUUGUAUCCUAAUUUGGUAUUCGUUGAUCGAACUUCGAAUAAGCUGUAUUGUAGUAAGAACAACAACGAAGUCCUACUCAAUCCUUUAUCAGUAUUAUUGGACUAUUCUCUCAUGCCAUCGAACCAGCUAACUAUUUUAUCGCAAGAUGACGUCGUCCAACAUCUACCUACCGACUGGAUGGUUUGCAGCGAAUUGAGUAACAUGUAUUCAGAAGAUACUUUCACCGCUUCUGUGUGCACUUCGGUCACUCCAAUCUCGUUAGCUUUGUUUGCCGGAUCGUACAAGAUAUGUUCAACUUUACAAAACCAAAGAACUGCUUUAUUGAUUCAAAACACCACCGCGAAUUUCGACGAAAGCGAUAGCGAAGACGAUGGCGAAUUGAAAAAGACGAAGAAUUUCAUGAUCGAUUCGAAUCUUCAAUUCAAGAUGGAUAACGAAACCGCUAAAUCAGUGCUUUACUUGAGAGUAAAAUGGUUUUCGUAUUUUUUCAAGUGCCUGAAAUAUCCUUCUAAACCUACAACGCCGGAGGAUAAAUGCGUACUCGACACGAUCGCCAAUGUUUUGAAAAAUGAAGAAAAACUAAGUUUUCCGGCCGGAGAUCCGGCCUUCAUCGGUCAUAAACCGGCUGCUUAUACUAUCGAUUUGUUUCAACAACCUAUACGCAGCAAAUCUGUAUCGGAUGUCGUAGGAAAUGGAAUAAGUAAUUCUUGUAAAAGUCCUACAUUUCCAGGAUUGAUUACUGAAAAUUCGCGUUAUUUUCUAAUCAAGAGUUACCAUGGUAAUAACAUCAGCGCAUCUUUACUUCGAGGCAGGUGGAGAUUCGAGCAAAGCACCGAAAUGAAACUAUUGGAGAUUUUUAGGACCGGAGCCGAAAUCAAGCUCAUAUUUCAAUUCACCGGUACGAAUUGUUUCCAAGGAAUGGCUCUGCUGUUGAGUGAUCGUUAUUGCUCCGAAGUUGGAUACGAUUCCAGACAUAUGGGUGGAUAUUUACCUAUUCAAUGGCUCAAGGAAGGAUUAGUACCGAUGUCUGCAGUGGAAGAGUAUAUGGAUCCGGCUGCUUGUAAUAAACUGAAGAUGUCCUCCGAUGGUAGCGAAUUGGAUUGCUCAUUAGCGAGUACUUUGAUCAUGAUGUGGAAUACUUCGCAGAUGUUACUGCAUAAUACGUCUUCUUCGAUGAUUUGAAUUUAUAUACCUAAUAUUUUAAGCAUAGUUAUUAUUCUCGUUUGUGUGUGUGUGUCUUUUUAAAAAUAUAUAUUUUACUUCGCUCUUC
Molecule: messenger RNA, 4548 nt
Organism: Planococcus citri (citrus mealybug)
Lineage: Eukaryota; Metazoa; Arthropoda; Insecta; Hemiptera; Pseudococcidae
Product: 3'-5' RNA helicase YTHDC2-like
Exons: 24
Coding region: 510-4460 (1316 amino acids)
Cellular component (GO): intracellular anatomical structure
Molecular function (GO): helicase activity; RNA binding; protein binding
Source: RefSeq, a predicted model, not a curated record